Fusarium proliferatum ET1 is the source of this 2223-nucleotide messenger RNA. RefSeq lists its product as uncharacterized. Gene Ontology annotation, biological process: malate metabolic process; pyruvate metabolic process. Lineage: Eukaryota; Fungi; Ascomycota; Sordariomycetes; Hypocreales; Nectriaceae. The record is from RefSeq and is a predicted model, not a curated record. The transcript is spliced from 5 exons. Gene Ontology annotation, molecular function: malate dehydrogenase (decarboxylating) (NAD+) activity; NAD binding. Gene Ontology annotation, cellular component: mitochondrion. The coding region runs from base 1 to 2223 and encodes 740 amino acids.
AUGGGCCAAACGCUCUCGACCAUGACAGUGGCCUCGCCUUCGGGACCCGGUUCCGCCCAAAACGUCUUAAACCGACUUUUCUUCGCUAGUGGCCCCUUGCGCUCCGCGACAUCGUCUACAUUGACCCGUGCUUCCACCCGCUCGUCUACUGUUGUUCCCCCAGCCGCUGUUCUCACGGCGACUACUAAUAAUCGCCGCCCUCGACCCUCAAUCCCCAGGCUCUCCUAUUCAUCCUUCUUUCCGUUCUCAUCACCCCAUCUCUCAUUGUCUAUGUCCAUGGCGUCUUCGUCUCCUCAUAGUACCGCCAGCUCUGAAAUUGCCACACCUCGCUCUAGAUCAUCAACAACAUCAUCCCCACGAAGACUUACAGAUUCCAAUCCAAUGUCCCCCGUCGACCUUUCCAAGAUCGAACAGCAAAUCAAGAUGGCCGCCCUUGAUCAACACCGUGGCUACGUCCAAGACCACUAUGCCGAGGUCAAGCAGGACCGAACACCUGAAUAUGUCGACGAGUCCAAUGCUGCCGGCUACCAGAUUGUCCGAGAACCUCUCUGGAACAAGGGACUUGCCUUCACACCCGAGGAACGCGCUUCCAAGAACCUCACUGGUCUCCUCCCCCACACCAUGGAGAGCUUCGAGACCCAGUGCGCCCGAGCCAUGAAGAUGAUUCAGACUCGCCAGACACCUAUCGACAAGUACCUUUACCUGUCCACUCUCAAGGACCAAAAUACCGACCUUUUCUAUCGUCUCCUCAUCGACAACAUCCGCGAGCUCAUGCCCCUCGUCUAUACCCCCACAAUCGGUGAUGUCUGCUUGCAAUACUCUAGCAUUUACACUCGCCCUGAGGCUCUGUACAUCUCUAUCAAGCAGCGAAAGUCCAUUCGUGCUAUGCUCCGAAACUGGCCUUGCCAGGAUCCUGAGAUUUGUGUCGUCACCGAUGGCUCUCGCAUUCUUGGUCUGGGUGAUCUCGGUAUCAACGGUGUCGGCAUCUCUAUCGGAAAGCUUGCUCUUUACACCGGCGCUGCUGGUAUCCACCCCUCCAAGACCCUUCCCAUUGUCCUUGACUGCGGUACCAACAACGAGGAGAACCUGAAGGACCCCUUCUACCUGGGUCUGCGACAAAAGCGACCUUCAUACCCUGAGCAGCAGGCUUUCAUGGAUGAGUUCAUGGAAGCUGCCCGUGAGGUUUUCCCCAGCAUGGUUGUCCAAUUCGAGGACUUCGACAGUGAGAAGGCCUUUGGUUAUCUCGACCGUUACCGAAACCAAUAUCGAUGCUUCAACGACGAUAUCCAGGGAACUGGUGCCGUCGUGUUGGGUGGAUACAUUGGUGCUGUUGAGCAGUCUGGUGUUCCUAUCGAGGAACAGCGACUUGUCUUUAUGGGCGCUGGUUCUGCUGGUGUCGGUGUUGCGAAACAGCUCGUUGAGUACUAUACACGCCGUGGAUUGAGCGAGGCUGCUGCCCGCGACAAGUUCUGGCUCGUCGAUACCAAGGGUCUUGUUACUAAAGACCGUGGUGAUCGCCUGGCUGAGCACAAGAAGUACUUCGCGCGAACUGACAACAAUGGUCAGCAGUACCGUACUCUUGAGGAAGUCAUCGAGUAUGUCAAGCCCAGUGCCCUGGUUGGUCUGACUGCGACCUUCGGCGUCUUCACCGAGCCUGUUGUCCGAGCUCUCAAGCACUCUGUUCAGGAGGGUGGUCUUGAGCGCCGUCCUAUUCUCUUCCCUCUCAGCAACCCUCUCACAAAGGCUGAGUGCACCUUUGAGCAGGCUAUUGAGUGGACCGAGGGCACUGUCCUCUUCGCUUCUGGCUCUCCCUUCAACCCCGUCAAGGCCAAGUUUGGUGACGAAACUCACCACACGGUCUACCACCCCAACCAAGGUAACAAUGUUUACAUUUUCCCUGGUCUGGGUCUCGGUGCAAUCCUGGCCAAGGCUUCUCGUGUUACCGACGAGAUGGUUUACACCUCUGCCGCUGCUCUGGCCGGUUCCCUAAAUGCCGAUGAGGUUCAUAAGGGCCUCAUAUACCCCCGCAUUGAGCGUGUCCGUGAUGCUAGUGUCAUUGUCGCUCGUGAGGUCAUGAAGGCUGCUCGACGUGGUGGUGUCUCUGAGCUUCCUGAGUCCCAAUGGGCCGAGUGGGAGGAGUGGGGUGAUGUUGCCCUGACCACAUACAUCAAGCAGCGCAUCUAUAACCCCCUCUGCUUUGCUGAUGCUAAGACGCAUCUGUAA